GUGGGACCUGUUCAUGAUGUCUUGGAAAGGGAUAAUGUCUCCUCUCAGAAUUCCCUAGAAGAGGAAGAUUUCCUGUAGAACUCAUCUAACAUGCCAAUCCGCUUCAGUUUCAAAGAGCUUGAAAUUGCUACUAACAACUUCUCUAUGAAGCUUGGUUAGGGUGGAUUUGGCUCCGUAUACAAAGUUAUCCUUCCACAUGGGAUACAGAUUGCCAUGAAGAAGCUGGAAGGAAUUGGCCAGGGUAAGAAAGAAUUUCAAACUAAAGUUGCCAUCAUUGGCAGCAGCCACCACACCCACUUGGCCAGGCUCAGAGGCUUCUGUGCGAAAGGUACUCACCGGCUUCUUGCCUAUGAUUAUGUGGCAUCUUUGGAUAGAUGGAUCUUCAGUAUAAAUGAAGGCGGCUCAACUUUGGGCUGGGAAAUGAGAUUCGAUGUAGCUCUGGGUAUUGCUAAAGGAUUAGCUUGUCUUCAUGAGGGCUGCAACAUAAAGAUUGGUCACUGUGAUAUAAAACCUGAAAAUGUGCUUCUGGAUGAAAAUUACCAAGCCAAGGUCUCGGACUUUGGUUUGGUAACAGAGUCGUGUAGUUACAACAGUGAGGGGUACUACUAGAGGGUACUUGGCACCUGAAUGGAUUACAAACCAUGCCAUAUCAGAGAAAAGUGACGUAUAUAGCUUUGGCAUGGUUCUACUUGAAAUCAUCGGGGGAAGAAGGAACUUUAAUCCAGCAGAGAAUUCAUAAAAAAGCCCAUUUCCCUUCUUAUGCACUCAAGAUGGUGGAAGAGGCAAGUUGAAAGAAAUAUUAGAUCCAUAACUGAUGAUCAGAGGGUUUUUAUUGCAAUUAAAGUUGCUGUAUUGUGUUUAUAAGGGAACAUGUCCCCAAGACCAUCCAUGGCUAAAGUAGUUCAAAUGCUUGAAGGUGUCUGUGAUGCCCCUUCGCCUUCAAGCUUCUCUGAGAUGGGGACCAACUUCUUUAAAAAUUUUGUUAGACCAAUCAGAGAGGGUGCUUUACCUGAACUCUUAUAUGGACAUGAUGACACAAACUUUUCGGCUGUGCAACUAUCGGGUCCAAGAUAAUUCAAUGAUAGAUGUAUGCUAAUGAUGAGGAAACAACUAUUCAGGUGGGUAAGGUUGAACAAAUCACAGAUCCCGCAAGGUUCCACCAUUAGCCUCUCUUUUAUAGUUCUUGCAAUAAGAUAACUAUCUUGCAAAUUCCUUUGUGGUGUCUAAAUAUAUGUCAAGACUAAGUUAGUCCUUAUAAUGGUUUUUUUGGUGAAGAACAGCUUCUAUCACUA
Messenger RNA from Malania oleifera, 1292 nucleotides. Its product is annotated as G-type lectin S-receptor-like serine/threonine-protein kinase SD2-5. The coding region runs from base 214 to 609 and encodes 131 amino acids. NCBI's taxonomy places the organism in Eukaryota, Viridiplantae, Streptophyta, Magnoliopsida, Santalales, Ximeniaceae. Gene Ontology annotation, biological process: protein phosphorylation. Gene Ontology annotation, molecular function: ATP binding; protein kinase activity. The record is from RefSeq and is a predicted model, not a curated record. The transcript has a single exon.